Anopheles coustani is the source of this 1241-nucleotide messenger RNA. RefSeq lists its product as uncharacterized. NCBI's taxonomy places the organism in Eukaryota, Metazoa, Arthropoda, Insecta, Diptera, Culicidae. Bases 1 to 711 code for a protein of 236 amino acids. The transcript has 2 exons. The record is from RefSeq and is a predicted model, not a curated record.
AUGAAGCUGCUGCUGCUCGUAGUGGCGUCCUUGGUCGCCGUGUGCCUUGCCGAACCAAAGCCCGCCAUCAAUGAGGUGAAAUCAAAUCAGCCUGUGCAGAAGCCGGGCCGCUUCCUGUCGCUGCCAGUGCCGGAGAAAUGUGCAUCCCGCCCGAAGCAGUUCAGCUACCGCGGACAUAACUACUUCUACAGCGCCCAUGUGCCCGCCCUGGCCGACAAGCGAGUCGACUGGCUCGACGGUCGCAACAUCUGCCGCGAGUACUGCAUGGACCUGGUGUCGCUGGAAACGCAGGAAGAGAACAACCUGAUCUUCCGACUGAUCCAGCAGAACGACGUGCCGUACAUCUGGACCGCCGGUCGCCUGUGCGACUUCAAGGGCUGCGAGGGUCGCCCGGACCUGGAGCCGAAGAACAUCUACGGCUGGUUCUGGUCGAACAACCGCGAGAAGAUCCACGCCACCAACCAGAUUCCGAACGGCUGGGGUUACAACCCGUGGAGCAAGUCCGGACACAAGAAGAUCCCGCAGCCGGACAACGCCGAGUUCGACAUCAACCAGACGACCGAGUCGUGCCUAUCGAUCCUGAACAACGUGUACAACGAUGGCAUCGGCUGGCACGAUGUGGCCUGCUACCACGAGAAGCCGGUCGUCUGUGAAGACUCGGAGGAGCUGCUGAACUACGUGUCCGCCACCAACCCGGGCAUCCGUCUGUAAGGAGCGGCGCGGUGUGAAGGCAUGCGGUGGCAGGCGGGACCCGGCACUCGGCAUUCUGGUGUAAAACUGCCAAACAACCCUCCCUCCCCCAGAACGCACCGCACCACCAAAACUAUUCACUCGAGGUUACGAACGGUCUCCGUUUCCUCCUCGUCCUUUUCUUUCUCCUCAGUACUUCCCUUCGCUACUCAACUGCUCAUUCGAAAUUGCGUAGUACUUUUCCUCAUUUAGUAGUUGAAUGUUGCAGACGGUAUCCAGCCCUGUUUGUUUGAUUUUCAGAGAACAGAGACCACUUAUUCGACGAUAGAACCGAAACCGUUGCGAUCGUGCGUGUUUCAUGAGCACUACAUAAGAACAUCGCUUUGACUCGCCAGUGCCAUUCGGGCAUUUCAUUGUUUACUGGCACCAUCCAAAACAGUGUCUCAUUUCUUCAUAAAACAAACAGUAACAACUGCGAGAACAACGUCCAUACCAUACUGGAGCACAUGCGAAAUGUUUUCAAAAUGUAUAUUUAUUAAAUAAAUAGGCUU